Messenger RNA from Mesocricetus auratus (golden hamster), 696 nucleotides. Its product is annotated as N-acetyltransferase family 8 member 3-like. The coding region runs from base 13 to 696 and encodes 227 amino acids. Lineage: Eukaryota; Metazoa; Chordata; Mammalia; Rodentia; Cricetidae. Gene Ontology annotation, molecular function: N-acetyltransferase activity. The transcript has a single exon. The record is from RefSeq and is a predicted model, not a curated record.
CAGCAGUCUCCCAUGGCUCCUUAUCAUAUCCGAAUAUACCGGGGCAGUGACCACAAGAGUGUGGUGGACUUGUUCUCCAGAGGCAUGGACGAGCACAUUCCCACCACCUUCCGCUACAUGCUGAGGCUGCCCGGAACUCUCCUGCUCUUACUUGGGAUGCCUCUUACCCUACUCUUGGUCUCAGGCUCCUGGCUUCUGGUCCUUCUGUCCAGCCUUACUCUUUUUGUUUCCCUGUGGCUCCUUGCAAAACACACUUGGGAAAAUUAUAAAGUAUUCUGUUUGCACACAGACAUAGCUGACAUCCCUACAAUCUACCUGAGUUCUUGUGACUCCUGCUUCUGGGUAGCUGAGUCUAGGGGUCAGAUCGUGGGCAUGGUGGCUGCCCUGCCAGUGGAGGAUCCCUUCCUACAGAAGAAGCAACUACGGCUAUGUCAUCUCUCUGUGUCCUUGGAGCACCGAAGAGAGGGGAUAGGGAAAGCCAUGGUCAGAACUGUCCUCCAGUUUGCACAGGACCGAGGCUUCAGUGAAGUUGUCCUUUCUACCAGUAUGUUGCAGUAUGCGGCCCUGGCUCUCUACCAGGGCAUAGGCUUCCAGAAGACUGGCGAGUCCUUCUACACCAUUAUCUCCAGACUAAGGAAAUCUCCGAUCAUACACUUAAAGUAUUGCCUCAAUUCUACUCAGAAAGGGGGCCUGUGA